CGCAUCCAAAUACAAUGAAUAGAUACAUAGAAACUAAAAUAGUUCUUUCUUCAAGGUGCAGAGAAUAAGGCGGAAGGGAACUUAUUCUCGUUCUGGCUACAUUUAUUUUAUUCUUUUAAUUCACGGGAUAUUCUGAAAGAUAAAAGGUGUAUUUUGUGUGAAAUCUCAGUGGGACUUAAAACCCGUAUUUCAUUUGAAUAUUUUCUGCACUUAGGUAAUGAACAGGGUGAAAAUGUAUAAACGGAAUAUUGCAUUUUGCGUUGUGUUUUGCAUUUUACCACACUUAACGUCGCAGUGUGGGCUCAAACAGGAUAUAGCCCACGCAAACAUACCUCAUUCCAACACUGUGUUGUCUAUUGAUGACUUUGAGAAAUAUGUCGUAAAUAAUGAGAUGCCGAGAAUGUAUGUGGCGCGUACAGAGCCGCUAUCUGCCACACCAAAUAUCAGCUACUUCAGUUCUGUCACCAGGGUUUCCGGAACCACCAGCUACAGGCUUAACACAAUAGCAGAAACCCGUGUUGUGAACCCGCAGUGCGCCAGGACAGAAACUCUACUCAGACCGGCAUCAGUAUCACCUGAAGCUGUCUUCAUCUGUCAAGACAAUUCUACCGUCAUUACCUUCUGGUCGAGUUGUCCGACACGAUAUAUAUGGAGUAUGCAAUGUUCGAAACAUUACUUCACUAGAAAGAAGUGUCUUCUACAAGAUGUUACACUCGAACUGUACGUUCACGGUACGCUGGAUGACGUUCCGGUGACGGAUAUUUCCCAGGAUUUGUGCCACGCUACAGGAGUAAAGUUCGGAGCUAAAAACUUCAAGUGGUUCUUCACUUACGGCGAGAAUAAUAAAUGUCGAAAGAGUUGAUAGAAGUUGCAGAUUACUACACGACCGGAGAAAUAGUUCAGCUGGAAAUAUCCAAACAUUCUCUUUUACAGCUACAAAUGAAAUUACCUGUUGUAAAUAAUUUUCGUUUAAACAUGAACACAUAAGCACUCUUAGAUUUAAAUCUCCUAUCGUUCGGAUGUUUAGUCACCCAUGGAAUUUAAACAUACGCCAUGCAUGUAUUGCAAAGGAUUUAUUACAGGAAAAUUUUACCUCAGAUUUAUUAUAAUUCAUAAACGAGAUAAGAUAUAAAUCUAAAAGUCUGCAUGAAAAUGUACAUAAUCAUGAUAAUGCAUAGCAGUAGUGUUAUUGUGCGAACAUUUAUCGUUAAUUUUACAGCGAAACGUUUCGCUCUCUUCAUCCGUACAGCAUACCACUGUACGUCCCCAAACUCUGCACACUACUCCGAUUAAUAUCAAAACGAUUUUUGUGAGUGUGUUCGUGCGUGCGUUCGUGUGAGCCUGUGUGUUUGUCCAUUUUAACGUUUUGAUUAUAUAUUAAGAAAAUAUAAAGAAACAAAACCGUGGCUUACAAAUAAAAUACCAGACUCACGUUCUAUUAUAUGCUUCAUUCACAAAUAAAACGGGCGCCACCCGAUCUUUUCUAACGGCGCCGAUUCACAGAUUUGGAGAGUACAACAGGCACCGGGCGAUUUUGAAGCUUUUUUUGUUCACGCAGUCGCAAAACAGGCGGGCACUGGAAUGGGGCCAAAGCUUGCCGUCAAGCCGCCGCAAAGAAAGAAUUCUCUCCGCGUGGCAAAAUUAAACGGAACCAGGCUCUCUGACAUGGCGGCCCUAAAACUCAGUCAAGCGGUACCAUAAGAUAAAUUUUAAGAGGAGAAUUUGUUUGUUCCAUUAACCAAAAAGUUAUUUAAAUUGAAAUGUUAGAAGUGUUUAAUGGUUGUCUAAUGUAUGUUGUGUUGGUUUUAUUUUAUCUUUUAUUACAUGACUCCUAACACAAAUCGCCAGUCCACAGUAUGUAAGUAAGUAAGUAAGGCAAGCAAAGCAAAGCAAGCAAGCAAGCAUGGAAGUAAGUAAGCAAGUAUAAGUAAAUAGUAAGCAAAUAAGUAUGCAAAUAAGUAUGCAAGUAAGUAAGUAAGUAAACUGUAUAUUAACGUGACUUGUGCUUUGUAAUUUACGUAAUACAAUAUUGUAUACAGUAAAGCACUCGGCCUCUUAGGCCUAUAAGUCACCCAUGUUGAUAUAUGAUUUCAUUAUACGUGGAUUUAGAUUAUAGAGUAUUAUGUUUAGAUGCAUCACACUAUUAAUCAUAAUCAUAUAAACAUUAUAUCUACAGGAUAUCAAAAUAUAAAGUUAUGAGUUUGUAUAAAUUGUGUUUCUUCGUUUUACAAAUUUUAAUAAUUAAACACUUCGGUACAGUUCGAUUCUAAGGUUAGCAAUGUUAUUUUUCUUUUGUAACACGAAUGAUAAUUAUAUUAUAUUAUGUUUCAUCUGAUAGUUUCCCUUGGCUAUACAAACAGUGUAUUGGAUAACUUUAAGCUGAAAGUAGGUUUUGGGUUUAUCAAGUGGUAUGAUUAUACUUAAUUAUUAAAUACACUCCGUCAGUGUGUAUAUCCAAUUAGGAAAAAAUAAAUAUACACAAUAAUUGUUUUUAUUUAAUCAUGGAAUACAACAGAAACAUUCAUCAAUAUUUGGAACUCGUCUUAAUUAUAUAAAAAUAGUCCGGCUUAUGACCUGCCUGCGGACAGUAUGGUUAAAUUAAGUCCCCCGCGAUUACACUUGUCGGCACCUUUUAGCACCCGGAUAGAUCGCUGGCGUAGCUCCGUAAGCACUGUAGACCCCGGACUUAACGUAGUUUGUAUUAUAUUUAUUUAUUGUUUAUAUUAAUACUUUCCAGAUUUUAUAAAUAACCGAAAGAUAUCGCUGGACAUUAUACUUUGUUAUCAACACUUUUGUAUAGUUUUAAAUUCUACAUCCUUGAAAACGCUCCUAAAUGCAUUAUAGAUAAAAUCCCGCGGGAGCAGCUCCCGUUGCUCAGCAGACUGCAUGGACCUGCCCAUUUAUUCUUGUACAAGCUACGUCCCUGUACGUGUUCAAAUAAAACGCACAGACCUUUUGGAAGUUGGAAGCUUUUAAGUACAAACAAUAAUAUAAGUUUGCUAUUUAAGGGGAAAAAACCUAGACACUUUAUUAGCAUAUUUCGGAAGCGUAAGAAAAUCAUUGUUUCUUUAUGAUGGAAACAAUGAUGCGGAUUUUGGUGUGGUAUGUGGCUUUAAGUCUGGCUGUUGAAGCGGGUAAGUACCUACAAUGAUAUUCUAGAAUCAAGAUUCAGAUUUUAUAUACAAAGUAAAGUUUGGGUUUUUCUUUUACACAUUUUGUGUAAUGUCGUAUAAAUUGAUACAGAGCACAAUCUUUUAUAAUAGUACAAGCAGUUGACAUGUUAUGCAAAAUACUUUAUAUUAGCAAAUCACUAACGUACUACAAGUAAAUGCAUAUAUAAAAUACAUAUAUAAUGUGAUUGUUUCUUUCAAUUAUUUUUUUUGCCAUAAAUUAUGACUGUCAAAAUGGGGUUUUAACAUAUGUCACUACGUCCUUCAUUAAAAGAAUACACAAACACGAAGAUAUGGGCAGUUUCUUUUUUAAAUAUUGCUUUGUAUAGAAUGGUUAGUCUUUUACCAUUUUACGAAGAAUAUAAAAGAAAAUGAUUACUGUUUCGCAUUAAGUCGCGGAAUAAGUUUAAGGUUUUAAAGCCUAAAGAAAGCUGUCGAGUUGUAGACACACUUCUUAAACUGUGACAUUUUCUCCAAAGCGACUGCGGAACAUGUGUGGCUAAGAGAUUUAAACUCAGACCUUGAUAAACGCAAUCUCGAGUCAGCAGGCUUGCCAUCCACUCUGAGAUUCCAACUUUCACGAGGAAACAAUGGCCCAGGACUUGAACUCAACUUGGAAGAAAAUCUCCGACUCAAUGCUAACGCACCGGUAUUUGACGUUGAGCUGAGAUCUGACGGUAAACAACGGUUGGUGAGGAAAGAAUCGACCCCUAUCAAAACGACAAAGUUUUACCAAGACAAGAGGAACUCUGGCGUCUUCCAGGUCACGUGCGAGAUUCGGCCUGGCGGUGCUUGUCAAAGAAAGCUGCAUGGUAAUUUCAACAUAAUGGGUGACAGUUACGACUUGAAGCCUAUACCAGAUGCACCCAGUCCCCCUUCCUUUCAAGGAAAACGUAACCGGAUGUCAGAGGAUGUUCUGCACGAACUGGUGCCAAGCGAUUUGGGAAAAAUGAGAGACUGGUUUCAUUCUCGUGGCGCUGAUACUGCAGAUUUCUCGGAUUUUCCAGGCAAUCGUCCUCAACAACGGAAGGGAUUCCUAGAAAAACUGAAAUCUUUUCUGAGCAAGAGACAGCAAUAUGUGAUUGCCAAGAAAUUGAGAAGGUCUAGACGCCAGAAGAGGGCAGACGAAAUGUACGCCAUGGAAGUUGUUGUUGUAGUCGACCCGUCAUUGUGGGAAAAAUAUUACAGCGGCACGUCAGCGACUGAUGGCCUGAGUAAAGAGGAAGCCACAGAACUGACGCUGAGACAGCAUUUUGCUCACGUUGUAAACGGGAUCAGUCUCCGCUUUGAAUCGAUAGAGGAUGCCGACAUGGACAUAUACGUAACUUUGUCAGGAUUUAUUUUUUACAAGACUGUGGACAGUACAAAUCCACUUCCGCCGGAGAUAGAAAUUCCAAGCGUUAACGGUGUAAAUUACGCUGACGUUGAUAUCUACCUGAACAAAACGGUGACGUGGGCAGAAGAUGUUGAAAACCUUCCACAUAAUGAUCACAUCGCAGUGUUUACUGGGUACGACUUGUAUUCAGUUGAUACCUCAAACGAUGGUGUUUCUGGGAUGGCCUGGGUAGGAGGAUUAUGCAGUGAUUUUAGAACUUCUGUUAACGAAGAUGGUUCCUAUUUUGUCACCGUUUCAGUCGCCGCGCACGAGAUUGGGCACAAUAUGAAUGCCACCCAUGACGGGACUGGCUGGGCAGACGACUGCGAUGACGAUGAUAAGUACAUCAUGGCUCCCAUGGUAACAGAUUUCUCACCAGAUGAUGACUACACCGUCAACCCGUGGCGGUUCUCUCAAUGUUCCAUAGACGCUUUCAAAGAUUAUGUCAACAAAAUGGGCGAUGGGAACUGUCUAUUAGACCAAGGAGACUACUAUAAUACCACCGAGUACAACAGUCACGUGUCACUGAUGCCUGGAGAGUUGUAUACUCCGGAUGAACAGUGUAAACUCGUGAGAGGGGAAACUGCCACGCUGCGUUCGGAUGCAGAAUCUGAGGAUAUAUGUACAUUAAUGGAAUGUAUAGAUGGCGACGGUUAUUACUCGUACUAUGCCGCUGCACGUGGCACUCCAUGCGGAACUACCUCGGAUAACAAGUGGUGUAUUGAUGGGCAAUGUGUAACCAAAUCGGACAGUCACACAGGAGGAAACACUGACGAUGGUUCCAUCGACACUGGAGGAGACCAGGACGAGACAGAAACAGAAAAUACAGAUGAAAACACCGAUGGAUCUGAAGUCGAUGAGACAGUAACAGAAAAUACUGAUGAAAACGGCGAUGGAACUGAGGGUUGUGUAGAUGUUGGCUAUGAGGGCUAUAGUUGUCAAUGGGUUGCCGACUAUUUCCUGGAGAGUGAAUACAAAGCAACGCCAUCAGAGUGGUGCACAGAUCCAACAUGGGGAGAGGACAAUUGUUGCGCGUUCUGUUCAGAUUAUGGUUCCAGCAACACCGGAGGAACCCAGGAAUCAGAAAAUACUGCUGGAAGUGAUACUUGCGUAGAUGUUGGCUAUGCGGGCUAUAGUUGCCAAUGGAUUGCCGACUAUUUCUUGGCGAGUGAAUACAAAGCAACGCCAUCAGAGUGGUGCCGAGAUCCGACAUGGGGAGAGGAUAACUGUUGCGCGUUCUGUGCAGUUUAUGGGAAAUAGAGCACUUCCAGAUUUAUCAGCGUCCAGAUGUCAGCGUCAAUUUUCGACAAAAAAUUCAAAGUACAGUCUUCUUUGCGUUUCUGCCUUCCACGUAUUUUAUAUUUUUUUCUAUCUAAAAACUUUAAAUGACUUCGUUUUUUUUUCUUAAAAAAAAUAAAUCUACGUGACUUUUGAAGGAAAUCAAAAAUUGUUGAUGGAUUAAAGUAGUUCCUAUCAGGAAAUGUAUUUGAAUGUUAUUACCUUACACGUUCUACGGCUUACCGUGAUGUUUUAGUAUAACUUUAGAGUUGCCGCGGUCAGUAUAAAACUUCUAUGAUAUAUAUCUAUGAUAUAUAUUGUUGGAUUGAGAAAUGCAUUUUGUCUUAUUGCAUGAAAAUGCUUGCUCAGUUCAUCACUUCUUGUGAUCAGACUCAAACCGAUAAUGCUACAAGAAUGUAUAAUGUUUCUUUGUUACAUUCUGUUUCAACAGAUUUUUCUAUAAACUUUAUUUUCCUGUCAGUGUUGUGUAGACUAUAUAUAGAAUAAAACA
Mercenaria mercenaria is the source of this 6334-nucleotide messenger RNA. RefSeq names its product A disintegrin and metalloproteinase with thrombospondin motifs 16-like. Gene Ontology annotation, molecular function: metalloendopeptidase activity. The record is from RefSeq and is a predicted model, not a curated record. Gene Ontology annotation, biological process: proteolysis. Bases 3997 to 5805 code for a protein of 602 amino acids. Lineage: Eukaryota; Metazoa; Mollusca; Bivalvia; Venerida; Veneridae. The transcript has 22 exons.